Messenger RNA from Mercurialis annua (annual mercury), 1881 nucleotides. Its product is annotated as cytochrome P450 94B1. The record is from RefSeq and is a predicted model, not a curated record. Bases 103 to 1620 code for a protein of 505 amino acids. Gene Ontology annotation, molecular function: monooxygenase activity; iron ion binding; heme binding. Lineage: Eukaryota; Viridiplantae; Streptophyta; Magnoliopsida; Malpighiales; Euphorbiaceae. The transcript has a single exon.
UACGAGACCUUAUGGGACGUUUGGUAUUUUGGUAAUGCAAAAGAAUUAUUAAUAUACCACAUAUCAUUAUCGUUCAAAUCAUUUCUCCUUCUGCAUGUCAAGAUGUUCCUUUUGACAUGGCAGUUCCUAUCCUUCUUUUUCUUAAUAUAUAUGCCGCUCCUCUACUUUCUCCACUCGUUCUUAAGCAAAUUCCGGCAGGUUUCCGGCGAUCACGGCCCCACGACGUACCCUAUAAUUGGUUGUUUAAUCUCAUUCUAUAAAAACCGGAGUCGACUUUUAGAUUGGUAUACACAGCAUCUUUCAGAAUCACCAACCAGCACUAUUGUUGUGGAUAGGCUUGGUGCCCGUAGAACUAUUGUUACUGCUAAUCCAGAAAAUGUUGAGUAUAUGCUCAAAACUAACUUUAAUAACUUUCCUAAAGGCAAGCCUUUUACUGAUAUUCUUGGGGAUUUUCUUGGCUAUGGGAUAUUCAAUGUUGAUGGUGAACUUUGGCAUACACAACGAAAGCUAGCUAGCCGCGAGUUCACGGCUAAAUCGCUGCGAGAAUUCUUCAUGAUCACAUUGGAGGAAGAAGUAGAAAAUGGUUUGUUGCCAGUUUUGGAGUCAUUAGCAGCAAGAGAAGAGGUUGUGGACUUACAAGAGCUGCUGAGACGGCUGGCAUUCAAUAUGAUUUGUAAGGUGUCUUUGGGAACUCAAAGAUGUAGUUUAGAUCCUUCUCUACCUCCUCCGCCUCUUGCCGAAGCUUUUGAUAUGGCGUCGGAUAUAAGCGCGAGGCGGGCAGCUGCUCCUUUAUUUGUAGUUUGGAAGAUCAAGAGGUGGCUUGGUAUUGGAUCUGAGAAAAGGCUUAAAGAUGCUGUUGAAGAACUUCAUCAAUAUGUCGGGGAAAUUAUUGCUGACAGGGAGCAAAUGAUAGAACAAAGAGGAGAAAACGACGGCGAAGAUUUUCUUUCUAGACUUCUAUUGGCUGGCCAUGGGGAGAAGGUGAUAAGAGACAUGGUAAUAAGUUUCAUUAUGGCCGGAAGGGAUACGACUUCAGCUGCCAUGACAUGGCUCUUCUGGUUACUCUCUUGUUAUCCAGGGAUAGAGGAAGAGACAGUGAAAGAGACAAAUUUUAUGUUAAAAAGUCGGUUAGACUAUGACUCGUUGAAGGAAUUAAAACUGUUAAAAGCGUGCCUCUGCGAGUCAAUGAGACUCUACCCACCGGUAGUGUGGGACUCGAAGCACGCCCUUGUCGAUGACAUGUUGCCGGAUAAUACUCGUGUUCGAGCAGGAGACAGGGUGACUUACUUCCCAUACGGGAUGGGGAGAAUGGAGGCAUUAUGGGGAAAGGACUGGCGAGAAUUCAGACCAGACCGAUGGUUUCAUGAAGCCGGAAAGAAAAGGUCAAUGAAGAAGGUUUGUUCUUUCAAGUUCCCAAUCUUUCAAGCUGGACCAAGAGUAUGCCUAGGAAAGGAAAUGGCUUUCAUUCAGAUGAAAUAUGUGGUGUCUUCCAUUCUCAGGCGGUUUGAAAUCAGACCAGUGAGUUCAGACAAGCCAGUCUACGUGCCACGGUUGACGGCUCACAUGGCCGGCGGGUUCAAGGUAGUGGUCAGAAAGAGGACUGAAGAUAAGUAUGUCUGACUAAUUAAAUAACGAUUCAACCAAUGAGCUAUGGCUCAAAUGGUACAAGCGUUGAGCAGUAAACUGCUAGGUUGUGGGUUCGUUUCCUCCCACAAGCGCUCCCCCUCCUCCAAUUAUCAAAAAAAAAAAAACGAUUCAGCGGUGCAUACUUUAGAAUUGAUGGAAGGUGCAUGUGACAUGCCAUUUAUUUGUCAUCAUUAAACAUGUAAAAUAAAUACGAGUAGAUGAAUUAUAAAAAUAUCCACUGACUAUAACUGCUAA